GUGAUGGGAAGUGGUGUUCUUUGGUGGGGCAGCUUGUCUGUCAGACUGGUGUCUGUCUGCUUGCUGUGGGCAUCGCUUGGAAAGCCGUGUCAGAUCCGAAAUGAGGUGGCUGACUGCAGUCACCUCAAGCUGACUCAAAUCCCCUCUGAUCUCCCGACCAACAUAACGGGUUUGGACAUUUCUCAUAAUCAGCUAAAACAGCUAAAUCCUGCAAACCUGAGCAGGUACGGGCAGCUGGUUUACUUGAACACAGGGUACAACACCAUCUCCAAGCUGCAACCAGAACUGUGCCAAAAUGUGCCCCUGUUGCGGAUUCUGAAGUUGGAACACAAUGAACUCUCUAAGCUCCCCGACAGACUCUUCGCUUCCUGCACCAACCUGACUGAGCUCAACCUGGGGCACAACAAAAUACGUAUAAAAAAUGAUCCUUUCAAAACCUUGGAGAACUUGAAUAUUUUGGACCUAUCUCAUAAUUCUUUGAAGUCAGCAAAUUUGGGAUUGCAGCAACAGUUGAAGAACCUUCGUGAGCUCAUGUUGAAUGGCAAUCAAAUCACUGAGUUAAAAAAGGAAGACUUCAGUUUUCUCAGCAACACCUCACUGAAUAAUCUUGAUUUGUCAUCAAAUCCACUGGAAGAGUUUCACGUGGGAUGCUUACAGGCAAUUGGAAAUCUGUUUGGCCUCACGCUGAACAAUGUUGAACUUGGUGAAAAUCGCACGAAGCAGCUUUGUACAGAAUUAUCAAACACAGCGAUUCAGAACCUCUCCCUGAGCCGCGUGAAGCUUUCACACAUCAGCGUGUCAACUUUCCAGGGACUGCAAGGAACAAAUCUUACCAUUUUAAACCUUUCCCAAAAUUCUCUGUCUUCAAUAGAGGAUCGCUCAUUUCAGUGGCUUUCAAAUUUACAAUAUUUAAAUCUGAAAAAUACUAACAUUCAUUUAUCUUCACAUUUAUUUUAUGGAUUAUCCAGCCUCAAACAUCUGACUCUGAUAAAUUCGGUUACUGGGAAAGUUGAAGAUUUUUCCUUUCGUUGGCUAGACAAACUGGAAUACCUUAUAAUGGAUAAUAGCAAUUUUCCAGGAAUUACUGCCAAUACGUUCACAGGACUGAACAACCUGAAAUACCUGAGUCUCUCUAACUGCAACAUAAACUUACAAAGAAUAACUAAUAAAACAUUUUCGUCACUUGCUAAUUCCAGUUUGCAAGUUCUCAACCUCACAAAAACAAGAAUCUCUACAAUAGGAGGUGGGGCGUUUUCCUCCUUGGGACAACUGAAAAUUCUUGAUCUUGGUCUCAAUGAAAUCAAUCAAGAGCUCACAGGUCAUGAAUUUAAAGGUCUCAAUAAUGUAGAAGAUAUUUAUCUUUCCUAUAAUAAAAACCUGACUUUGCAAAGUGAAUCCUUCAUUUUUGUCCCAAGUCUUAGAAAACUGAUGCUGAGGAAGGUAGGUUGCAGUAAUCUGGCAGUUUCUCCUUCGCCUUUUCGUUGUCUACAAAAUCUGACCAUCCUGGACAUCAGCAAUAACAACAUAGCAAACAUAAAAGAAGACUUGUUUGAUGGACUUCACAAACUUGACAUUCUGGAUUUGCAGCACAAUAAUUUAGCGCGACUUUGGAAACAGGCAAAUCCAGGUGGCCCUGUUCUUUUUUUAAAAAAUCUUCGCAACUUGCGUAUUCUUAAUUUAAAAUCAAAUGGGCUUGAUGAGAUUCCAGUUCAGGCUUUCAAGGGUCUGUCUCAAUUAAAAAGCCUGGAUUUAGGAUCGAAUAAUUUGAAUUUGCUCCCGGCCACCCUUUUUGAUGACCAAGUCUCUCUGAACUCAUUGAACCUGCAGAAAAAUCUGAUAACCUCAGUGGAAGAAACGGUGUUUGGCUCCGCUUUCAAGAGCUUGAGAGUACUUUGGAUGGAUUCCAAUCCUUUCGAUUGCACCUGUGAAAGCAUCGCUUGGUUUGCGGAUUGGCUCAAUGUGACCCAAGCAUAUGUACCCGAAUUGAGGUCCCGGUACAUUUGCAACACCCCACCUAAAUAUCACGGUAGUCUGGUGCUGCAUUUUGAUAGCUCGACCUGCAAAGAUAGCGCUCCAUUUAAACUUCUGUUCAUGAUCACUAGCACUGUUGUCAUGCUAGUAAUAUUUACUGUCCUUACCAUCCAGUUUGAAGGGUGGAGAAUAGCUUUCUACUGGAAUAUUUUAGUAAAUCGAAUACUUGGUUUUAAAGAACUUGACAGACAACAGGAGGAGUUUGAUUUUGAUGCCUAUGUUAUUCAUGCAAGACAGGACAGGGAUUGGGUGUUUACGAAUUUAAAGUCUCUGGAAGAAAAUAAGUACUUUCAAAUUAAGUUUUGUUUAGAAGAACGGGACUUCGAAGCGGGCAUAUCUGAAUUCGAAGCCACAGCUAACAGUAUAAAAAAGAGCAGGAAGAUUAUUUUUGUUGUGACUGAACACCUCUUGCAGGAUCCCUGGUGCAAAAAGUUUAAGGUGUAUUAUGCUCGUCAGCAAGCUAUUGAGCAAAGUCGGGACUCCAUCAUAUUGAUCUUUCUUCACGAUAUCCAGGAUUACAAGUUGUAUCAUGCACUUCAGAUGAGAAGAGGAAUGUUCAGAUCUCGCUGCAUCUUGAACUGGCCAGCCCAGGAAGAACGAGUCAGUGCAUUUCAUCAGCAAUUAGUGAUGGCACUUAAAUCUAAUAGUAGAGCGCAAUGAAGUUUUAAAGUACAGAUUUGAAUUAAAGGGUCAUUUUAUUGCCUGCUUUCUAUCAUUGAAGCACUAAGAAGCCCUCAGAAAGACUUGAAAAAAGUUUGUCAUGCUGGAAAGAUAUGUAAGAGUCACUAUAAUUUAGAUUUACAUGUCUGUAUUCAUGUUUUUGCCAAUAUUUUAAUUUACCUGCACUGAAGUGACACAUUAAAAUGGAUCUCAGUUGAUAGUCAUUUCAGUCUGUGUAUCAAAGAUGUGGUAGAAAUUCUGAAAAGCAGUGAGAAUGACUGAUGUCCUAGAAAAAAAGGCCAUCUGAUGUAGUGCAGAAAAGGCACAGACUCUCAACUUCAAGGGGAUACGCACAAGAGAAUGCAAUAAUGAUAAAAUAGCAAAUUACUCUGUGUAGAAGAUAGAGUGGAUACCACUGCUUGCUUUCAUAACACAAGGGGAGAUUCAGCGAAACUAAAACUGGAAAGCUUUCCACGUGAAGCACAGUAAAUAACAUGGACAAUUAUUUCUGUAGUUGAAACCAAGAAACAUAGCAGAAUUUCUAAGUGAGAUUUAAAACUUUUAUUUUAAGACAAAGCCACAGGAAGAAACUUGACCCUAUGGGCAGCCUGUUCAGAACAUGCAGUGAGGGGUUGCUUAUGCCUUCUGGGUGGGACUAGUACUGGUGACUAUCAAAAACAGAUUUUCAGACUGUCAGUCUGGAAAAAAAUCUGAAAAAAAUUUCAGAUUUUCAGUUUAAUGAUUUAAUCAGUUGAGUGAGUAAAAAAAAAUAUGGUGUUUUUUUACUCUUCUCUACUGAAAUUCAUAGAGCUGGAAGAAGGACAUUUUCAAAGUACAGGCUUGAAUUAUGGGGUAAUUUUAUUGCAUAUUUAUUAAUG
Calidris pugnax (ruff) is the source of this 3569-nucleotide messenger RNA. RefSeq names its product toll-like receptor 3 (gene TLR3). Gene Ontology annotation, cellular component: membrane. Gene Ontology annotation, molecular function: transmembrane signaling receptor activity; protein binding. Lineage: Eukaryota; Metazoa; Chordata; Aves; Charadriiformes; Scolopacidae. Gene Ontology annotation, biological process: immune response; inflammatory response; toll-like receptor signaling pathway. The transcript is spliced from 4 exons. The record is from RefSeq and is a predicted model, not a curated record. The coding region runs from base 4 to 2691 and encodes 895 amino acids.